AUGCUAGACUUCAAGGAACGCCAGCUUGUCACGGACCCUCAGAAAGCAUUCCAUUUCACCGACCUCCAAAGACUGAAGCCGACACGUGCCAAUGAUCCAUAUAACUAUCAAGCAGGAUGGGGAAACCGACACCAGUCAGAAGUGAUUCCGGGAACACUUCCUGUUGCCCAGAACAACCCUCAGGAAGUCCGCUUCGGUCUAUACACAGAGGGCAUCACAUACUCAGCAUUCGCUGCUCCACGUGCACACAACUAUAGUACAUACAUGUAUCGCUGCCGGCCUGCGGCUGCUCACAAUGGUUAUGUCCCUUUUGAAUCAAAAUCCAACAUCCAGAACUGCUUCUUGUCUCUUAACCCCAAGGUUGCAACGCUACCAGAGCAAGCAGAAUGGAGACCUUUUCCUUUGCCCAAGGAGGAAGAGAAGAUUGACUUUGCGAAUGGUUUACAUACCCUUGCUGGUAGUGGUGACCCAAAUAUUCGCGAGGGUCUGGCCCUAUAUGUCUACAUGAUCAACUCGAGCAUGGAGCGACGCGCAUUCUGCAAUGCCGAUGGAGACUUCCUCAUUUGCGCACAGCUCGGUACUCUGGACAUUGUGACAGAGAUGGGCAAGAUCUUUUUGCAACCCGGCGAGAUCUGUGUGAUUCAGCGCGGCAUUAGAUUCUGCAUGAACCUCGCACCAGAUACCAAAGUUGCCCGAGGCUACAUCACUGAAGUCUGGGGAUCUAUGUGGGAGCUUCCUGAUCUAGGUCCUCUCGGAGGCCAUGGUCUUGCAAACCCGCGCGACUUCUUGUAUCCGGUCGCUGCUAUAGACGACAACCUGCACGUCGACUGGCAGAUUGUCAAUAAGAUCAAUGGCGAAUUGGUCGCGAUACAGCAAGAUCACAGUCCAUUCGACCUCGUUGCAUGGCACGGAAAUGUGGUGCCCUACAAAUACGACCUUACCAAGUUCUCUUCCCAGAACAGCACAUCGAUCGACCACACUGAUCCUUCCAUCUUCACAGUUUUGACUGCCAAGUCUCGUGACCCAUUGACACCACUGGCCGAUUUCCUCUGGUUUGGGCCUCGUUGGGAUGUCGCAACCAACACUUUCCGAUUGCCAUACUUCCACCGCAACUCCGCAUCCGAGUUCCUAGCCUGUUUGUAUGGACAGGGUCUUGGGCGCAGUGACGAUUUCCAGCCCGGUGGAGGAAGCUUCGAGGGCGGCCACACACCUCACGGUGGUUUCCACGAGGGCUACCAGCACGGCAUGCGGAUACACGAGAGCCAGCCUGAGAAAAUUCUGACCGAGCAACUCACCAUCAUGAUUGAAUCGAGUCGACUUUUCCUCUGGACCGAGUGGGCUCGCAAAGGGUGCGGCGUCAUUGAUGAGCACGGAACAAACUACAAAGUGUGGGAAGCUCUCCCGGACCGAUUCUCCGCAAAUAAGAGGGCACAAGAGCUUCUUGCUCGCACCAAGGAAGAUGCCAUUGCAGAGAAGCGACGACUUGCGCCCUACUACUUUGGCGGCUUUUCACAUGGCGCCAAUACGAGUGACACGUCUGGUGUUCACAGUGAGGAAUUGGAACCCUACUUGCGCCACGAUUCCAAGGUCAAUGGUGCCAACGGUAUGAAGGGCGCAGCUGCUUAG
Messenger RNA from Plenodomus lingam JN3, 1626 nucleotides. RefSeq lists its product as uncharacterized. Gene Ontology annotation, molecular function: homogentisate 1,2-dioxygenase activity. Lineage: Eukaryota; Fungi; Ascomycota; Dothideomycetes; Pleosporales; Leptosphaeriaceae. Gene Ontology annotation, biological process: L-phenylalanine catabolic process. Gene Ontology annotation, cellular component: cytoplasm. The record is from RefSeq and is a predicted model, not a curated record.